CUGACCUGGUCAAUUAAUCGGCCUCACACCUGCGGCUGUACCCAGACAGUGCAAGUCCGGGGAAGAGGGCCCUCAAAAGGAGCUGGCCUGGGUAGCCAGCUUGAGUGUAGACUUCCCAGCACCCAGAACUAUGAGAAAGCCACCCAGUCUGGGUGAUUUGUGCUAGCAGCCUGAACUAAGAUGAAGCAUUUUCAUGUUCAAGUUAUUUUGGGAAAUAGCUGACUGUUUUCUACAAUUUCUUCACUUCAAGAAAAAAAUCCCUAACUCAAGAAGGUUCUAGAGAAGGACAAAUCCAGCUAUCUAGAUUGCUUUUACCACCAACCUGACAACACAUGGAGGCAUGAGGAAGAGAAUCAUUCUGUUUGUUUCUAUAUUUUGGACCUUACAUGUGCAUGGGGGUUUGAACUCAUCUUUAUCAUUUAUAUGAGGAAACCAGUGAUAAAAUCCUUGGAAAUACAAUGAAACUUAUCAGAAACAUUUACAUUUUUUGUAGUAUUAUUAUGUCAGUGGAAGGCUGGGCUCCAAAGCUGCCAGAAGAAAGGGAAUUGACUACCAACUGUUCCAACAUGUCCCUAAGAAACAUUCCCACAGACAUAACCCCAGCCAUGACCACACUGGAUUUAUCCUAUAACCUUCUUUUUAAACUGGAGAGUUCAGAUUUUUAUUCUUUCUCCAAACUGAAAUUUUUGAUUCUAUGCCACAACAGAAUCCGAGAGCUGAAUAUCAAAAUUUUUGAAUUCAACCACGAGUUAAGAUACUUAGAUUUGUCUUAUAAUAGACUGAAGACUGUAACUUGGUAUUCACUGGCAAAUCUCAGACAUUUAGAUCUUUCUUUUAAUGACUUUGACACCAUUCCUCUCUGUAAAGACACCAGUGGCAUGUCACACCUGGAAACCCUGGGGUUGAGUGGGGCAAAAAUUCAAAAAUCAGAUCUCCAGAAAAUUGCUCAUUUGCAUCUAAAUACCGUCUUCUUAGGAUUGAGAACUCUUUCUCAUUAUGAAGAAGGUAGCCUACCCAUCUUAAACACAACAAAACUACACAUUGUUUUACCAGUGAACACAAAUUUCUGGAUUCUUUAGUGUGAUGGAAUCAAGACUUCGAAAAUAUUAGAAAUGACAAAUAUAGAUGGCAAGAGCCAAUUUGUACGUUAUGAAAUUCAACGGAAUCUUAGUUUAGAGAAUGCCAAGGCAUCUAUUCUGCUACUUAGUAAAGUUGACUUACUCUGGGAUGACCUUCUUCUUAUCUUCCAAUUUGUUUGGCACACAUCUGUGAAAUACUUCCAGAUCCAAAAUGUGACUUUUGGAGGUAAGGUUUAUCUCGACCACAAUUCGUUUGACUACUCAAAUACUGUAAUGAGAGCUAUAAAAUUGGAGCAUGUACAUUUCAGAAUUUUCUUUAUUCCACAGUAUAAAAUCUACUUCCUUUUUACCAAAAUGGAUAUAGAAAACCUGACAACAUCAAAUGCACAGAUGCCACACAUGCUUUUCCCUAAUUAUCCUACAAGAUUCCAAUUUUUAAAUUUUGCUAAUAAUAUCUUAACAGAUGAACUGUUUAAAAGAACUAUCCAGUUGCCUCAUUUGAAAACUCUCAUUUUGAAGGACAAUAAACUGGAGACACUUUCCUUAGUGAGUAGCUUUGCUCACAACACACCCUUGCAGCACUUGGACCUGAGCGAAAACCUAUUACAACACAAAAAUGAUGAAAAUUGCUCAUGGCCAGAAACCUUGGUCACCAUGAACCUGUCAUUCAAUAAAUUUGAUGAUUCUGUUUUUAGGUGCUUGCCCAGAAGUAUUCAAAUACUUGACCUAAAUAAUAACCAAAUUCAAACCAUCCCCAAAGACACUAUUCAUCUUAAAUCCUUACGAGAGCUAAAUGUUGCAUUUAAUUUUCUAACUGAUCUCCCUGGGUGCACUCAUUUCAGUCAACUCUCAGUUCUGAACAUCGAAAUGAACUUAAUCCUCAGCCCAUCUCUGGAUUUUUUCCAGAGCUGCAAGGAGGUUAAGACUCUAAAUGCAGGGAGGAAUCCAUUCUGGUGCACCUGUGAAUUAAGAAAUUUCAUUCAGCUUGAAAAAUAUUUGGAGGGCAUAGUGGUUGGAUGGUCAGAUUCAUACGUCUGUGAAUACCCUUUAAAUCUAAAGGGGACUCAGUUAAAGGACGUUCAUCUUCCUGAAUUAUCUUGCAACACAGCUUUGUUGAUUGUCACCAUCAUGGUUAUCAUGCUAUUUGUGGGGAUAGUUAUGGCCUUCUGCUGUCUCCACUUUGAUCUACCCUGGUAUUUCAAGAUGCUGGGUCAGUGGGUACAAACGUGGCACAGGAUUAGGAAGACAAACAAAAAACAACUCAAGAGAAAUAUCCAAUUUCACGCAUUUAUUUCAUACAGUGAACGUGAUUCUCCCUGGGUAAAGAAUGAAUUGAUCCCUAGUCUAGAGAAAGAAGAUGGCUCUGUCUUGAUUUGCCUUCAUGAGAGAAACUUUGACCCUGGCAAGAGCAUUAAUGAAAAUAUCAUAAACUUCAUUGAGAAGAGCUUUAAGUCCAUCUUUGUUUUGUCUCCCAACUUUGUCCUGAGUGAGUGGGGCCAUUAUGAAUUCUACUUUGCCCACCAUGACUUUUUCCAUGAAAACUCUGACCAUAUAAUUCUUAUGUUAUUGGAACCCAUUCCAUUCUACUGCAUUCCUACCAGGUAUCAUAUCCUGAAAGCUCUCCUGGAAAAGAAAGCAUACUUGGAAUGGCCCAAGGACAGGCAUAAAUGUGGGCUUUUCUGGUCAAACCUUCGAGCUGCUAUUAAUGUUAAUCUAUCAGACACAAGACAAAUGUGUGAAUUACAAACAUUCACAGAGCUGAAUGAAGAAUCCCAAUGUUCUUCAAUCUCUCUGGUGAGAACAGACUGCCUAUAAAACCCCACACCAUUAAGGAAAUUGGGGGCUACAUACAGUGUUGGGCUAUAAAUUGAUAUAACAUUUAUGAUGGCAAUUUGGCAAUAUCUAUUAAAAUAAAAAUGGUUAUUCCCUUCA
Nycticebus coucang (slow loris) is the source of this 3011-nucleotide messenger RNA. It is a transcript of the gene TLR10, whose product is annotated as toll like receptor 10. Gene Ontology annotation, molecular function: lipopeptide binding; transmembrane signaling receptor activity; Toll-like receptor 2 binding. The record is from RefSeq and is a predicted model, not a curated record. Gene Ontology annotation, cellular component: membrane. Lineage: Eukaryota; Metazoa; Chordata; Mammalia; Primates; Lorisidae. Gene Ontology annotation, biological process: toll-like receptor signaling pathway; inflammatory response; immune response. The transcript is spliced from 4 exons.